GGCCCGCACCGGGCCGUCCCGCGGGCGGCUACAGGCGAGCGGCGGCCGGGUAUGGCGGAACAAUGGGAGCUGGACGAGGAAGGCAUCCGCCGCCUGGGGGCGCUGACCUCGGAGCAACCGGAACUGGUGGAGUCUCUUUCAUUGCAGGGAUCUUAUGCUGGAAAAAUCCAUUCCAUUGGUGAUGCCUUCAGAAAUUUUAAAAAUCUCCGAUCCUUAGAUUUGUCAAGGAAUCUGAUCACUAGCCUUAAGGGAAUCCAGUAUUUAUGUUCACUCCAAGACCUGAAUUUAUAUUAUAACAACAUUCCUUCAUUAGUGGAAGUGUCCCGUCUGCAACCUUUACCCUUCCUCAAAGAACUGGAUUUGAGACUUAAUCCUGUUGUAAGGAAAGAUACAGAUUAUAGGCUCUUUGCUGUAUACACAUUACAAACUCUGGAGAAACUAGAUGACCGAGCUGUACGUGAAGGUGAGAGAAAAGCUGCCAAGCUACAUUUUAGUCAGUUGGGCAACAGUGGAAAUUUUCUUUUAGAGGUGGAAAAAAGCUCUAGGGAGAAGACAAUGAAAAACUGUGUAACAGAUGAAUGCUCUGCAUCAAAAGUCAGUGCUAAUGUUGACAGCAGGAUUGAAAUGGACUCAAACAAAGGACUUUUUAUUCCCUUCCCCAACCGGGAAAUAAAGGAUUCCCUAAGUACUUCUGCAACCCAGGGCAAUGGUACACCCGAUCAGAAAUUAGACACCUUCCCACUGGGGACACAGGUAAUAUAUUCACUCUCGGUCCCACGUGUUAUUGGUGGUGGUGGUGUUCCACGUGGAAGUCCCUUCCUCACUUUAUGCGCCAUUGAUCAGAAUUAUAAACCACUUCUUCCUGAGAAGUGUUUCUGGCAGACAGAGAGUAUGUUCGGUGAACAGAGGUACUCUCAGCUGGGCUACAAAGAAUUCUUACCAUGUUUUGUUUUUUCCCCUUGGUGGAGAUUAGAGUUCAGACACUACUUGCCUCUUCAGUCCACGGUCCGAUCCCCAGAGAAGAUGACUAGAGAAGGGUACCGACUAUCUUUUUUGGACAGUAACUCUUCAGGUUCUUUUCCAGAAAAGGAAUUGAUACCAAAACCUGAUACUUUUCAUCUUACUCAUGAUGCCUCACUGAGUAAACGCCUGGAUGUGGGUGAUUCUAGUCAGAUCCAUCCCUGUCAAUUACCUUCAGAUGUUGGUCUGGAAAAUUAUGACAGUCGUUAUUCUCAAACUCUAUCCCUGCAUGGAAGUCUUGGUAAAAGACCUCAGAGAAGCAAGAACUAUCAAGAGUAUAGCAUAAAGCCUUCAAAUGACAUAAAGGCCACCACUUCGCACUCCUGUGGAGACUUAUUGACUUCUCUGUCAAACCCUGACUCCAGCGCUGGGAGGCUUUUGAAGCUUAGUUCAGAUCUGUAUGCCACAACCCAUUUUAAUAGUGACCCUGCUUUACUCGUCAAUGUAGAGCAACAAUUAUCCACCAGCUUCGGCGAUUUAACACCAGCACACGGUUCUGUCUCAAACAACGCUGUCCUGGGAAACAGGGCAACUCCUCUGCAGACACUGCUCUUGUCUCCUGGGACUUCAGAAGACAGAGAGAUUUUUACCAAGAGGUCAUUAAGCCCAUCGAAGAGAGGAUUCAAAUGGAAGGACAAUAUUCUUGCCAACCUGAAUCCCAAGCAUGGUUUCCGAGAUGCUACAGGCAGCGAGCCUCUCUCUAGUGACCUGGAUAGUUUGCAUGGUUUGCCUGGAAACCACAGUCCCCCAAUCUCUGCCAGAACCCCCCAUGUGGCUACUGUCCUCAGACAGCUCCUGGAGCUUGUGGAUAAGCACUGGAAUGGCUCCGGCUCCCUCCUCCUCAACAAGAAAUUUCUCGGUCCUGCCCGAGAUUUGCUUCUGUCUUUGGUAGUCCCGGCUCCUUCUCAGCCGAGGUAUCGCUCACAUCCUGAAGACACGACGAAAGCCUUCUGCAGGAGGGAGGUUGAACUGAAGGAGGCUGGGCAGCUGGUCCCUAAUGACAUGGAAAGUUUGAAGCAAAAACUGGUCAGAGUGCUGGAGGAAAACCUCAUUUUGUCAGAAAAAAUUCAACAGUUGGAGGAAGGUGCUGCCAUCUCAAUUGUGAGCAGGCAACAGUCACAUACUUAUGAUGAUCUUCUGCACAAAAACCAACAGCUGACCAUGCAGGUCGCUUGCCUGAACCAGGAGCUUGCCCAGCUGAAAAAGCUGGAGGAAACAGUUGCCGUUCUCCAUGAAAGUCAGAGAUCCCUGGUGGUAACUAAUGAGUAUCUGCUGCAGCAGCUGAAUAAGGAGCCAAAAGGUUAUUCUGGGAAAGCGCUCCUGCCUCCUGAGAAGGGUCAUCAUCUGGGGAGAUCAUCACCCUUUGGGAAAAGCACGUUGUCUUCCUCCUCACCAGUGGCACAUGAUACCAGUCAGUAUCUCAUAUAGAGUGUCUCAGAUGCUACCCCAGAGCCUGGCUUAUGGAGCUAGCAUGAAACUCACACCACAGCUUCCCUGGUCCACACAGAGGCUCUUACCGCCAUUGACACCGGUAUGGUGUAUGUACUCACAAAGAUUAAGAAAGAAAUGUAUUCUAAUUA
This is a messenger RNA of Cebus imitator (Panamanian white-faced capuchin), 2600 nucleotides long. It is a transcript of the gene LRRC36, whose product is annotated as leucine rich repeat containing 36. The record is from RefSeq and is a predicted model, not a curated record. The coding region runs from base 52 to 2448 and encodes 798 amino acids. Lineage: Eukaryota; Metazoa; Chordata; Mammalia; Primates; Cebidae. The transcript is spliced from 13 exons. Gene Ontology annotation, molecular function: protein binding.